Eurypyga helias (sunbittern) is the source of this 1249-nucleotide messenger RNA. RefSeq names its product phytanoyl-CoA 2-hydroxylase interacting protein-like (gene PHYHIPL). The transcript has a single exon. The record is from RefSeq and is a predicted model, not a curated record. NCBI's taxonomy places the organism in Eukaryota, Metazoa, Chordata, Aves, Eurypygiformes, Eurypygidae. Gene Ontology annotation, cellular component: cytoplasm. The coding region runs from base 25 to 540 and encodes 171 amino acids.
UGUAGAGAGCAUCACGGGAACGCUAUGCCGCCCUCUGUUAAGGAUAACAGCGGCAGCCAUGGCUCUCCGAUCAGUGGGAAGCUGGAAGGCAUCUUCUUCAGCUGCAACACUGAGUUUAACACUGGGAAGCCACCACAAGAUUCACCAUAUGGAAGAUACAGGUUUGAGAUUGCAGCUGAAAAACUCUUCAACCCAAAUACUAACUUGUACUUUGGAGACUUCUACUGCAUGUACACAGCCUACCACUACGUCAUCCUGGUUAUCGCCCCCCUCGGAUCGCCCGGAGACGAGUUCUGUAAGCAGCGCCUUCCUCAGCUAAAUAUAAAAGAUAAUAAAUUUCUGACCUGCGAUGAGGAAGAUGGUGUCAUGGUUUACCAUCACGCCCAGGAUGUUAUUUUGGAAGUAAUUUACACUGAUCCUGUGGAUCUCUCCCUCGGCACAGUUGCAGAAAUUACCGGUCACCAACUCAUGAGCUUGUCUACUGCAAACGCAAAGAAAGAUCCCAGCUGCAAGACCUGCAAUAUCAGUGUUGGCCGUUAAAACUCCCCUCGUGACUUAGGAGCCUUGGAACCUCUGUUGCCCAUCUCCACAGUCAGACGUUUUUGUCGGAAGCAUGCCCACGCCGCUGCCACCAAAAGCAAACACGCGUCUCCAGAAUCUCCAAUAGCCUUUUUAGUAUUUCUUCUCUCCCUCUUUCCCCGAUGCUUUACAUGAUUAGAAGUCCUGGAUUUCUUUCUGGCAACCGUUUAUACCUAGAUGCUGCAAAAAUUUUCUGUUUCUUGCCAAACGUAACAAAAACCUAUAUAAACUGCUUUAGCAAAAUAAAAAUAACGGCUUCUAAAUGGUGUUUAAAUAUGCAUUCGUUUUAACUACUGAACGAAUACUGGGGUAACUCCAAACAGCAUGAAAGGUUGUAAUUGCAGCAUGAUUUAAAUUUCAGAGCCUAGACAUGUCAGCACUUCCAACGUGUUGUUUGACAGUGUUAUUUAUGUUAUUUAUAUUAGCUAACUGAAAACAGAAACUGUGUCUCGACAUAAUAAAUAUAAUAGAAAAAUAUUUUAUUUGUACUGUUGUAUAAAAUAUUAUACAAUCAUAUAGAAUAUAUAGAUUACAUUUUAAUAUCAAUUGUAUACAUGUCAUGAAAUCAUUUUCCCUUAUCAAAGAUGUAGUUUGUAAACUUCAAAUAGCUCUGUAUCUGUUCCUGUUGCUCUAGAUGACUUUAAUUAAAACAGAUUUACGAAGGAGACCA